Porites evermanni is the source of this 1377-nucleotide messenger RNA. Lineage: Eukaryota; Metazoa; Cnidaria; Anthozoa; Scleractinia; Poritidae. The record is from the annotation of a GenBank genome assembly.
AUGUCACUUAAUCUGUUUGACGUUCCGGACAUUGACUACAGGUAUGAAGCCAAACGGUGGAUCCCUUUCAAACCGGCUAAUACCGGAACUCGCCCUAUUCUUUUUACCGUACCCUCAGGCGAUGAUUAUUACGAUCUGAAUGAAACCAAGCUGGAAAUCAAAAUACGUAUGAACACCACAGGGGCAAAUGGACUUUCCGCUGAUGAAACAGAUGCCUCGGAUGGUGAUAAUACCAAAUACGUCUAUUGUGUGAACAAUUUUGGUCAUUCUCUCUUUAAUCAAAUGAAUGUGUCCUUCAAUGGAGUGUUGAUGACAGAACAAAGCAAUGCCUAUCACCAGAAAGCUUACCUAGAAACCCUGCAGAAUUUUAAUCGCCAAGAAGGAGAAACCACUUUAGUUCCUCAAGGAUGGGUGAAUGAAUUAAAUGUGGUUGAAGAAUUAACACCCACCAAUGCAGGCAACAACGAUAAACUCAACCCCAACAACUGGAGUGGAAAAACAGGGCUGAAAGCACUCACCAGUCGCUUACUCGGCAAAGCGUAUCAUACCUUUAUGAUCAAACCCCACAUCGCUGUGUUCAAAACAGGCAAAUGUUUGGUCCCUGGAGUGCAAAUUGAUUUGGAAUUGUAUUUGAAUGACAGCAACCUGUUUCUCUUUGGUACACCAGACACUACUACCUCUGUAGGCAAAAAAAUUCCUACUCUGGGAGACAAUGAUUUGUCUGUGACACUGUGGAUGAAAAAAGUAACCCUGAAUGCCUCUGUGUAUUCCAGACUGCAGAAAGAAAGGACCCUCAGUAAAACCAAGAAAGUCCAGUAUCCUGUCGUUCGAAGUGAGAUCCGAACGUAUUCGUUCGAUGGCAAUAGCACCCGUUGGUCUCAAGACAAUGUCUUCUUGAACAAGGUUCCCCAUAAGGUCAUUAUCGGGCUGAUGAAUUCUACCAAUUACAAUGGCAACCUGCAAUAUUACCCUUAUGCCUAUGAAAAGUUUGGAGUGACCCGAGUGCGACAACGGAUUGACGGAGAAGAGUACCCUUACAGAGCUUUGGAACUCACAGGCGAUUCAUCUGCAGAAGAUUUGCUAGGGUAUGAUCGCUUCCUGACUGCUUCAGGAGCUUACAAACACCACAGAGUACCCAUGCUGCUCCCGGGAGACUGGGGACAAGGCAAAAAUUGUACCUUGUUCAUGUUUAAUAAUGUAGCAGGUGAUUCGGACGAUCCUAAAUACAGAAACCCCAAACUUACAGGCAAUGUCAGCUAUGAAAUUGACUUCAGAGCAAGUGUAGGGCACAAUGUGACCGUGGUGAUCUGGAGCGAGUAUGAAAAUAUCUAUGAAAUAGACCAGUGGGGUGGUAUUCUUUAUUCCAUCAACAGCUAG